GAAGAAAGUUGACGGCAUGUAAACAGUGUUACACCGCCAAUAUGUUCAGGAGGUUUGGUAGCCUGUAGGUCAGAGUAAGUCUGUCAUUAACACGUGAGAGAAAGAUACAGUCUCAUUUAGCUUCACUGUAGCCAUGAGACUGUGCCAGGCGCUCCGUAAUGUCGGCAAGUUUAGGACCGUUUUCGACUUUGGUGAACGGGAAGUGGCUCAUUGGUUCCCCGGACACAUGGCUAAAGGACUGAAGCAGAUGAGAGCCAACAUGAAGAACGUGGACUGUAUCAUAGAGAUCCAUGAUGCCAGAAUCCCCUUCUCUGGAAGAAACCCUGUUUUUCAGGAGACUCUAGACGUCAGACCACACCUGCUAAUUCUUAACAAGAUGGACCUUGCUGAUCUGUCCAACAAGCAGAGAAUCUUAAAGAAGCUAGAAAAAAAUGGAGUGAGGAACGUUCUCUUCACUGACUGUCUCAAGCAGAGAGAUGACAAUGUCAAAAAGUUGGUGCCUAUGGUGAUGGAGAUUAUUAAGAGCAACCCACGCUUUAACAGAGAUGAGAAUACAGAUUAUUGCCUGAUGGUGAUUGGAGUGCCCAAUGUGGGGAAAUCAUCUCUAAUUAACUCAUUAAGAAGAACAAAUUUGAAAAAAGGUCGUGCAUCUCGAGUAGGUGGGGAGCCAGGUAUAACUAAAGCAGUCCUUACUAAAAUUCAGGUGUGUGAACGACCCAUAAUGCACCUGUUGGACACACCGGGAGUCUGGCCUCCUAAGAUUGAGAGUGUUGAAACGGGCAUGAAGCUGGCUUUAUGUGGAACUAUACUGGACCAUUUAGUGGGUGAAGACAUAAUCGCUGACUACUUACUCUAUUCUCUGAACCGGCUAGAAAAGUUCAGUUAUGUGGAGAAAUACGACCUCCAAGAGCCUAGUGAUGACAUCCAGCAUGUCCUCAAACGCAUUGCUGUAAAACUUGGAAAGACUCAACGGGUCAAAGCCAUUACUGGAGUUGGGAACAUUACCAUCAUCGUCCCAAACUACACAGCAGCAGCUUACGAUUUCAUAAGAGCCUUCAGGAAAGGAGAGCUGGGACGAGUCAUGCUGGACUGAAUCGAGACAUUUCAUUGAAGAUAACCAAAGACUGUUUCUGGAUUUUGCCAGUUUGCCCUCAACCCAGAGCAAGGGAAUGUAGUCCCUCUCUGUCCUUGUGCUUGUGACAUUUUGGGGACAUGUUGGAGUCUGUUUUGUUCGUGGGUGACAUAAAAAAGGCGCCAGAACACUGUAUCCUUUGUAAAUAAAAGAUUUUAAUGUAA
Messenger RNA from Thunnus maccoyii (southern bluefin tuna), 1296 nucleotides. It is a transcript of the gene mtg1, whose product is annotated as mitochondrial ribosome-associated GTPase 1. The coding region runs from base 134 to 1093 and encodes 319 amino acids. The record is from RefSeq and is a predicted model, not a curated record. Gene Ontology annotation, molecular function: GTPase activity; GTP binding. The transcript is spliced from 11 exons. NCBI's taxonomy places the organism in Eukaryota, Metazoa, Chordata, Actinopteri, Scombriformes, Scombridae. Gene Ontology annotation, cellular component: mitochondrion.